This is a messenger RNA of Paramecium tetraurelia, 429 nucleotides long. RefSeq lists its product as uncharacterized. Lineage: Eukaryota; Ciliophora; Oligohymenophorea; Peniculida; Parameciidae. The transcript is spliced from 2 exons. The record is from RefSeq and is a predicted model, not a curated record.
AUGAAAUCUUAGAAUUCUAAAAAACCUAAUCUGAAGAUUACACUCAAUAAGAAAUCGAUGGCACAAUUGGUGAAUUCUGAUAAACCUCCAAGUUCGAAAUGUUCUUAGAAAACCGCAUCUUCGAAUGGAAAGGUAAGAAAUGUGGUACCACGACUUCAUCCAAGUAGUUGUGUUUCAAAUUCCAGGACAACCAGUCAACUGCCAAUCCAUCAGUAAUUUCCGAGGGGGACAAGAAAUGUAAGUUAUUAUAAAUAAUCAUAAGCACUUGAACCAGAUCAAUCAUCACUAAUUUAAUUGCUGAUUCAGGAAAAAUUUGGAAUUGCAAAAGCAAAACUCAGACAAGGACACCAUUAUUUCCAGACUCAUCACAAACAAAAAACCAGUCAUUUUAUAAAGAGCAAAUACUUCGAAUACCCAGAGGACUCCUGA